This is a messenger RNA of Exophiala aquamarina CBS 119918, 945 nucleotides long. RefSeq lists its product as uncharacterized. Lineage: Eukaryota; Fungi; Ascomycota; Eurotiomycetes; Chaetothyriales; Herpotrichiellaceae. Gene Ontology annotation, biological process: thiosulfate transport; malate transmembrane transport; phosphate ion transmembrane transport. The transcript is spliced from 2 exons. Bases 1 to 945 code for a protein of 314 amino acids. Gene Ontology annotation, molecular function: antiporter activity; malate transmembrane transporter activity; thiosulfate transmembrane transporter activity. The record is from RefSeq and is a predicted model, not a curated record.
AUGUCCACAAUCGCUUCCCCUACCGCCAAAGAUGCUGCUCUCAGCUCAAGGCUGCAAAAGGCCAAAUCCCCUGCGCUGCACUAUCCGUUCUGGUUCGGAGGGAGUGCUGCAUCCAUGGCCGCGGUAGUCACCCAUCCUCUUGACUUGGUGAAAGUCCGCCUCCAAACCCGGACAGCCUCCGCACCCAAAACCACCCUGGGCACCUUCGCCUUUGUCUAUCGCAGCCAGGGCAUUCUGGGCCUCUAUGCAGGCCUUUCCGCUGCUUUACUACGCCAACUCACCUAUUCCACCGUGCGCUUCGGCAUCUACGAAGACCUCAAGACCCGCUUCGCCCCAAUACCCACGCCCGAGAACCCUAAGCCUCGCCAAUCUCUGCUCAAUCUCGUCCUCAUGUCCUCCACCGCCGGCUUCCUUGGUGGCAUCGCCGGAAAUCCAGGCGACGUAUUGAACGUCCGCAUGCAGUCCGACGCCUCCAAGCCGCCCGAAGCCCAACGCAACUACAAGCACGCCUUAGAUGGCCUCAUGCGCAUGGCCCGUGAGGAAGGGCCCGCGAGUAUUUUCCGUGGCGUCGGCGCCAACAGCACACGGGCACUACUCAUGACGGCAUCGCAGUUGACCUCCUACGACGUUUUCAAGCAAUUCUGUUUGCAGAGAUUGGGCAUGAAGGACAACUUCGGCACCCACUUCACCUCCUCGCUCGCUGCGGGCUUUGUGGCCACGACGAUCUGUUCCCCAGUCGACGUCAUUAAGACGCGGAUCAUGAGCGCAGGAGGAAAAGUACCGGUCCUAAGUCUUCUCUCCGAGGCCAGCCGUAAGGAGGGUCUGCUCUGGAUGUUCCGAGGCUGGGUCCCCAGCUUCAUCCGCCUCGGACCACAGACAAUCUGCACCAUGGUGUUUUUUGAGCAACACAAGAAACUAUACCGGCGUUGGAAGGGCCUGGACUGA